Cladocopium goreaui is the source of this 513-nucleotide messenger RNA. Lineage: Eukaryota; Dinophyceae; Suessiales; Symbiodiniaceae. The record is from the annotation of a GenBank genome assembly.
GACAAGCGCCUGGAGACCACCUUGCAGUACCUCCAUGCGGAGGUCAACGUCCAGCUGCAGAGCCGUCAGGACGCCUUGGAGGCGGCCGAAGACGCCUGUGCCCUGGCCGAGGAUUUGCAGGACAAGAAGGAGGAGGGCGACGCUGAGUGUUUGUUGUUCUCCCUGCUGGCCCGUGGCACCUUGGACCGACCCUCCCUGCUGAAGGGACUGAAGUCUGCUACCAAAGCCCGAGAACUUUAUCAGAAAGCUCAGUACAGGCUUGGGGAAGCAAAGGCCUUGGUCCAUAAGGCAUCCAUCCUGGGCGUGGACUCAGCUCCAACCAGCGCCGAGGAGAUGUUGAGCGUGGCAGCAGAGGCCCAUGACAUCUUCGAGGAGCAGGAGCACAUCGGAGGACAAUCCGCGGCGCUGCAGUUGGUCGCGGAGGCUCAGUUGGCCAAGGAGAACUUUGACGAAGCGGCGUCGGCCGCCAAGGAUCGCCGGGCCAUUUGGAAGGCGCGGCCGCGCGGCCGUUGA